CUUUUAAACGCCGCGUCCCCCCGCAGCGUACAUCGCGGCUCGGUUCACUCCCUCCGCCCCGCUCCUCUCCGUCCCGCUCCCUCUUCCGCGCGCUCACUCGCAGUUGUAGGGGAGAUCACAGAUCAGCCAUGAGCCAAGGACAAGGAGGAGCGGCGGCCGACAAUGGCGUCAGCCCCGGCAACGUUCCGGUGUGCUACUACGGGCCCGCGGGGCGCGUGCCGGCGGCGCUGGAGCGGCGGGUGCGCGCCGCGGAGCUGUUCCUGCGGUGCGCGACGUGCGGGCUCGCGGUGCUCGCCGCGGCGCUGCUGGGCGCCGACCGCCAGACCCGCAUCUUCUUCUCCAUGGAGAAGGAGGCCCGGUACUCCGACAUGCAGUCCCUCGUAUUUUUGGUGAUAGCAAAUGGGAUGGCAGCGUGUUAUAGCCUGCUUCAGGGUGCGAGGUGCAUGGUGAGCAUUCUGACAGGUGGUGUCCUCAUCAGCAAGCCCAUGGCAUGGGCUAUCUUCUCUUGUGAUCAGGUGAUGGCGUAUUUCACGAUCUCGGCGGUGGCCGUGGCGAUGGAGGCGGCGAUGAUCGGCAAGUACGGCAACACGCAGUUCCAGUGGAUGAAGACGUGCCACCUCUACAAGCGGUUCUGCGCGCAGGCCGGGGGCGCCGUGGCCUGCGCCGUCGCGGCCAGCCUCAACAUGGUAGGCAUCUCGCUCGUCUCCGCGUUCAACCUCUUCCGGUUGUACGGCAGCGGCAAGGGGAGGAAGUGAUCGAUCAGCGCCGGCGUUCAACCUCUUCAGUCUAGGAACACAGGCCGGCUUGCCGCCGCUGGCCUUUUUCUAGGUUUUAACACCCAGUCUGCCACCAUAGCGCUAUGGAAGGCCUUCGGUCUUCUCCUCCGGUUUGAGGUUUUCUUUUUUCGGUGUUGGGAUGAUGCUACCUGUCGUCUGCCAGCGUAGCCAUAAAAAGUCUCUGGGACGCUCGCCCAUGUAUGUAAAUGAUGUGAAGUGAUCCGAGGUGUUUGUGUACGUAGUGUGGCAAUAAACCGUGCGGGAAAGCGAUGUAUCGACGAUCACUGUCGCCGCCUGCAGCUGCUGCAGGAUGGCAGGGCUAACGAAAUUACUCUCUCGGUUAUUCA
This is a messenger RNA of Setaria italica (foxtail millet), 1123 nucleotides long. Its product is annotated as CASP-like protein 2U2. The transcript has 3 exons. Bases 129 to 755 code for a protein of 208 amino acids. The record is from RefSeq and is a predicted model, not a curated record. Lineage: Eukaryota; Viridiplantae; Streptophyta; Magnoliopsida; Poales; Poaceae.